Molecule: messenger RNA, 1185 nt
Organism: Ogataea angusta
Lineage: Eukaryota; Fungi; Ascomycota; Pichiomycetes; Pichiales; Pichiaceae
Exons: 1
Coding region: 1-1185 (394 amino acids)
Biological process (GO): phosphatidylinositol dephosphorylation
Molecular function (GO): phosphatidylinositol-4,5-bisphosphate 5-phosphatase activity
Source: RefSeq, a predicted model, not a curated record
AUGUCUCUGUCUCUGUUCCUCUUUACCUAUAAUUGCGGUAAAAAACCGCCAAUUGUGCCCGAAUUUGGCGAGGACAUAGCCAAUUUGAUCGAACAGAAUGAGGGACACGUGCCUGAUCUGCUGGUGUUUGGUUUCCAGGAAAUCUCCUCCGUUAGCGAGGGGACAAAUCACUACACCAUCAAUAUGAAACUCUUGGCUUUGGGUAACUUAUUGUUGGAUAGCUUGGUGGCCAAGACACAGAUCAACUUCGAAGUGAUCGAGAUCAACCAUGUGGGAAACGUGGGAAUCAUUCUCGUCUCUCCAUACAAGUCCAGGUGUCGAAAGGUGAGACGAUCAGCGAAUGUUCCCUUGGGAUAUUUCAUGACCAAUAUCAAGGGAGCCACGGGGUUGAGAGUCACAUACGAGGCUGAUUACGGCAAAGCGACCGAGCUGACGUUUGUAGUGGCUCACUUGGCUGCCAGCGAAGGUGUCAAAUAUCUGAUGCGAAGAAAUGCCGAUCUUGAUAGCAUAUUACAUGGACUCAGUUUCCAGGAUGGCUACGGAUUGCACAAGCCCAAUACACAUUGCUUUAUCAUGGGAGAUCUAAAUUACAGGAAAACAGGUGCAUACCACUUUGCCGCAAACCCUGAUGAAGAACGGUCUGGCAUGGAACUGGACGAACUAAACAUCAUGCGUUCUUCUGGCAGGAUAUUGUGGGGGUUUAAGGAGCCGGAAAUCAGGUUUCUUCCGACUUACAAGUUCAAAACGGGAACAUCGACCUACAAUUAUAAAAGGACCCCUUCUUGGUGCGAUAGAAUAUUAUAUCUGGAUUACAAAGACCUCGAGGAAGAUUUGGUGGGGCUGAAUGAAUCAAAGGAACGCGUCAUCAAAUACGACUCGGUUCCGUCGAUAAAACUGUCCGACCACAUUCCAGUCUACAUGAGAAUAGACGUACCGUUGGAAGCCCCUAUGUCCUUGAUCAAUUCUAAGGGGUACCUUAUGGACAAGUUUACUCAUCUUUCUAAUAAUGAGGUUGAUUUAAAACCACGGAAGCGAUGGAAUUAUUAUCGGGCCGUGGCGAACUAUAAUGACAACAUACUGGGGUUCGUUUUUUAUCUUGUCCUUACGACAAAAGGACGCAUUAUCCUUGCUUUGUGGUGCUUUAUGCUUUACCUGAUUUUCCACGGACACACAUUAUUCACAUGA